AUGAAAAUGUUGAGCGCCCCCAGAGCUGUAUUUUGUUUAUUUACCCUCUUGAACGUUGUGUUGUUGAAUAAUUUCACCCUUUCGAAUGACCAUGUCGUUUCUUCCCCCGCUGUAAGCGGCUUCCCAAGACACUUAUCCGAAAUAAAAAAGAAUUCCAAUAAUAAUGAUUCAUCAAAGAAUAAAAGAACUCGUGAACGUUAUAAAGAGUUGUUGGCAGAUUCUCUUUUCACAGAACAUUCAGAUAAUGCCGCGUUAUUAGCUGAAUUAAGUGAAAAAGAGUUUUUAGUUCAUAACAAAAGGAACCGUGGUAGUAUAAACAAUAGAGAAAUGGUUGCUUUGCUUAAUGGAUUUGACAGAUUAUAUGUCAUAGAGCAUGCAAGAAUGUUGAAGGGAUUAUCAAACACGCUCAAUGAUUUAUCAACAAAAUAUAAAAUUCCAGCGAAGGAGGCAGGAGACCUGUGGAAAGAAUGUAAGAAUAGCAUUGAAUCUGAACAUAAUAAAAAAAUGGAUUCUCAUAAACCACGUUAUAAUUCAUUAGUAAUGUCGUGUAGUGCAAGUGUCGCUGAUUUCGGGGACUUCUAUAAGUACUAUGUUAGAACAUUGUAUAAAGGCUUAAAAAAGAGUGAAAAAAAGUGGAAAAAAAAAAUUACCGAGAGAGUGAGUAAAUAUGGAGUGGCUAGCCCAAAACAAAAGGCAUAA
Molecule: messenger RNA, 699 nt
Organism: Plasmodium vivax (malaria parasite P. vivax)
Lineage: Eukaryota; Apicomplexa; Aconoidasida; Haemosporida; Plasmodiidae
Product: RAD protein (Pv-fam-e)
Exons: 2
Coding region: 1-699 (232 amino acids)
Source: RefSeq, a predicted model, not a curated record